Messenger RNA from Plodia interpunctella (Indianmeal moth), 2918 nucleotides. RefSeq names its product pitchoune (gene pit). The record is from RefSeq and is a predicted model, not a curated record. Lineage: Eukaryota; Metazoa; Arthropoda; Insecta; Lepidoptera; Pyralidae. The coding region runs from base 99 to 1928 and encodes 609 amino acids. The transcript has 11 exons. Gene Ontology annotation, cellular component: nucleolus. Gene Ontology annotation, biological process: maturation of LSU-rRNA from tricistronic rRNA transcript (SSU-rRNA, 5.8S rRNA, LSU-rRNA). Gene Ontology annotation, molecular function: RNA helicase activity; ATP binding; nucleic acid binding.
AUUUUUCAUGUCAUGUGGUGAUUUGGUUUGGCAACGAAGUUUUGUUUUUGUGUGAACCACGUUUAUUUUAUUAAUUUUUUCAUAAAUAGCUAAUAAAAAUGCCUACUCCAGACAAGAUUUUGAUGCGCAAGAUUAAAAAAAGAGAAAAGAAGAAAGUGAAGCUCAUGAGUCAGAAAUCAAAUGUAACUAAAGAUUCUGAACCUCAGGAAGCAAAUAAAAGACCACACGAAAACAAUGAAGUAAUAGUAUCUAAGAAAAAACGUAAAAAGCACAAGGCUGAAGUCAAUGAAGAACCUAUAGAAAUAAAAGAGGAAGUUAAGGACAAUGACUCUGAAAAUGAAGACCAGGACGACUCUGACAAUGAAAUAGACAGCAAACCCAAUGAGGAAAGCCAAUUACCAGGUUCAAGUUUAUGCCUUGGCAUAUUAUCAGAUCAGAAAUUCUCAACUUCGGAAGGCAAAGUGUGUGAGCCCACUCUUAUGGGCAUCAAGGACAUGGGCUUCACCACAAUGACUGAAAUCCAAGCUAAAGCUAUACCACCUUUGUUAGAAGGCCGGGAUCUUGUCGGAGCAGCAAGAACUGGGUCAGGAAAGACUCUGGCAUUUCUGAUACCUGCCAUUGACCUUAUUUAUAAACUCAAAUUCAAGCCAAGAAAUGGUACGGGAGUAAUUAUUCUGUCACCAACAAGAGAAUUGUCAAUGCAGACAUUUGGAGUAUUGAUGGAAUUGAUGAAGUAUCAUCAUCAUACUUAUGGACUGGUGAUGGGUGGGGCUAACAGAACUACAGAAGCACAGAAAUUAUCUAAAGGCAUAAAUAUUUUGGUUGCAACACCUGGUCGACUGUUGGAUCACCUGCAGAACACGCCCGACUUUUUGUACAAAAAUCUCCAAUGCCUUGUCAUUGAUGAGGCUGACAGAAUACUGGAGAUUGGUUUUGAAGAGGAAGUCAAACAGAUCAUCAAAUUGUUGCCAAAACGUCGUCAAACCAUGCUGUUCAGUGCCACUCAGACGAAGAAGACGGAAGCUCUGACGGCGCUCGCAGUCAAGCACGAACCUGUGUACGUCGGGGUCGAUGACCACAGGGAACAGGCCACUGUCGACUCUCUGGAGCAAGGGUACAUAGUAUGCCCGUCUGAGAAGCGUAUGAUGGUGCUUUUCACAUUCCUGAAGAAAAAUAGGAAGAAAAAAGUCAUGGUGUUCUUUUCUACCUGUAUGUCUGUGAAGUACCAUCACGAGCUAUUCAACUACAUCGACCUGCCUGUCAUGUCUAUACAUGGCAAACAACAACAAACGAAGCGGACCACAACAUUCUUCCAGUUCUGUAAUGCGGAGUCUGGUAUACUUCUAUGCACAGACGUGGCUGCCAGAGGGCUUGAUAUACCGGCAGUCGACUGGAUUGUCCAAUAUGAUCCGCCUGAUGAUCCUAAGGAAUACAUCCAUAGAGUGGGCAGAACAGCGCGGGGUCUCGGCACCAGCGGCCACGCACUCCUGUUCUUGCGUCCCGAAGAGUUGGGGUUCCUGAGAUACCUCAAGCAGUCCAAAGUGACGCUCAACGAGUUCGAGUUCUCGUGGAACAAGGUUGCUGAUAUUCAGUUGCAGUUGGAGAAACUGAUAUCAAGAAACUAUUUCCUGAACCAAUCCGCCAAGGAGGCAUUCAAGAGUUACCUCAGGGCUUACGACUCGCACCACCUCAAGACCAUAUUUGACAUAGACACGAUAGAUUUGGCCAAAGUGUCCAAAUCCUUUGGCUUCACAGUACCACCCGCGGUAGAACUAAAGGUAGCCAACAAAGGACCUCCGUCUAAGAGAAAAGGCGGUGGCGGCUACGGAUAUUUCAAGGCUCUAAACGCACCCGUGAACCACAAGAAUAAGGCAGAGAAAACCAAAAUAUACAGACAGAAAGGUGGAAAUAAAAGGUCGAUAAGUUGAUGAAUGAAUUACCUAGUGUUGUUCUAAAUAAAACACUAUCUUUUACAAAGUGGUCAUUUUAUUUUUAAAUUCAGAAAGGAGCUGAUUUGAAAGUACCCUAGAUACAUUCGCUAUGAUAAAGCAUUCUUGAUAAGCUGAUGUUUUAUCUAAAAAAAGGGUGUAGAUUAUGUUAACAUCUACGCAUUUAUCAUGCCGUGUGAAUAUGAACUAUUAUUGAGAUUAUAUUGACUUAACGUUAGCAGAGUAAACAUUAUUACCUAUUUAUAAAUCAUUAUCUAUAUGUCGAUGAAACUGCGCUCCGUAACUAGAAGUGACGAUAAAUAUUGGCAUAACAAGAUGUAGUAACCGUCAUACAUAGUAAAUCUAGUAAUCUGGUUCAUAAUGUCCAUUCCAUUGGCCUGGUCAAGGAACUUGUUUGUUAUGCAUUUAGAAACAAAUCUUACUAUAUUAGUGACAAAUCGAUGAUAAGUAGCGAUAACAUCCUUAUUGAUAACCUGUCAUCUGUUGGAACACAAAACUAUAUUUACAGAUUUAAUCUACCCAUAGUAAUAGUAACAAUAUGUACUUCCACGAUAACAAAUAUAUGACCAAUGAUGACAAAUAUAUGACCAGAUAAGUUAUGCAUUGCACUUCAACAAUGUAAUAAUCAAUUGACGUCUUCUAUUUGAUUUAUUUCUGAGUCAAUUUCACUUUCGUAUUGGAAUUACAAUAUUGUACCUAAAGUGAAGAUAACAGAAGCAAUCAUCUUCAUAGAUUUUGCAUUUUGUAAAAAUCUGAAUAAUCCAGGAGCGUGUCAAGGGAGAGUAAAUAAAAAAUAGAAAUCAUUAACAUAAACAUAUAUUAUCCUUCUUCGCAAGCUUUGCACGGGAAAUUCCAAGUAAACAUUAAUGAAUAAGCUGACCCUGAGAAAUUACUGCUACUUACGCCAACAUCUUCUGUCGAUCAAGUCACCAGCAACUAGUAAUACUAGUCACGUCUUUUUAGAUCGUA